UACAUAUUCCUCAUAACAAAACAAUAUGUUAAGUCAGUGUGAGCAAUGUUUGUUAAUCCUUAAUUAGUGGAGUCACCAUAAAAAGGAGUCAAAAUAAUUGUCAUCUGCUCGUCUUGAUUUGCAACAUCCCAGCACGUAGUGCGUGAAAAUACCUCGGUCUGUUUUUGGCGAACAGGUAGGUGCUGGGAAUCACCAGUGGUGGAGCUUUGAAAAUGUCGACCUUUUUGCUUUGAGCAAUUAUGGCGUACGAAGUUAAUCGAUAUUUUGGGCGUUUUUUUUGAGGAUCUCUGCAACAUGACAGAAGCCGUAAUCCAAAACAUUGUGUCGAAUUUUAUGUGGACUUGAUAGGAUGCUUAUUAUUGACAGCGCCCAUAUUAUCGUUGCCAGAAAUGCUUUCAGACUGACUGUCAUAUACUGACGAUAUCAGGGAAUUAUCCGCAUUUUACAUGUUUCGCAACGACAUGCACAUGCGAUAAAUUCGCAGAAACAAUCAGUUUUUAUGGCUUCCGUAACACGUUUUUGGGGGUCUGCAUACGCACAUUCCAAGCCGUAUCCUUACGAAAAUGUCACACCACUGAUGAACACCCGACAGUCUUCAGGGUUAUCGGGCUUGAGUAGUGUUGCCUCCCCGGUAGUAAAUAAACCAAGGGCCGGUGAGCCAAGCAGAGAGCUUUUCCAGGCCUGCAGAAACGGAGAUUUGGAGCGGGUGAAAAGACUUGUCAAAGCAGAGGAUGUAAACAGUAGAGACACCGCGGGUAGGAAAUCGACACCGCUUCAUUUCGCCGCUGGAUUUGGCCGCAGGGAUGUGGUUGACUAUCUACUACAGAAUGGAGCCAAUGUGCAUGCCCGGGAUGACGGAGGCCUCGUAUCCCUGCACAACGCCUGCUCCUUUGGCCACAUUGAGGUGGUCAGCCUGCUCCUGUACCACGGGGCUGAUCCGAACUCCAGGGACAACUGGAACUACACGCCCCUCCACGAGGCCGCCAUGAAGGGGAAGAUUGAUGUCUGCAUAGUGCUGCUACAAAAUGGAGCAGAAUCGACAAUUCGUACCACAGACGGAAGGACAGCGCUCGACCUGGCUGAGGCAUCCACCAAAGCAGUGCUGACUGGUGAAUAUAGAAAAGAUGACCUGCUUGAAAGUGCAAGGACUGGGAAUGAAGCCAAGCUUCUGGGCUUGCUCACACCAUUGAAUGUGAACUGUCAUGCCAGUGAUGGUCGGAAGUCCACCCCUCUGCAUCUGGCUGCCGGCUACAACCGCGUGAAGACAGUGAAGCUGCUGUUACAGCGAGGGGCUGACGUUCAUGCUAAAGACAAAGGUGAUCUGGUGCCUCUUCACAACGCCUGUUCCUAUGGACAUUAUGAAGUCACUGAGCUUUUGGUAAAGCACGGUGCUUGUGUGAAUGCCGUGGAUCUGUGGCAGUACACUCCCCUGCACGAGGCGGCCUCCAAGAACCGGGUGGAUGUGUGCUCUCUUCUCCUCAGCUAUGGCGCCGACCCCACUUUCCUGAAUUGCCACAACAAGAGUGCCAUUGACCUGUCCGCCACCUCCCAGCUCAAACAACAGCUGGCGUAUGAGUACAGAGGUCAUGCCUUGCUUCAGGCGGCUCGCGAGGCCGAUAUGGCUCGUCUUAAGAAGCACCUGUCACUGGAUACCAUCACGUUCAAGCAUCCUUUAACCCAUGAGACCGCGCUGCACUGUGCAGCGACUUCUCCCUACCCCAAGAGAAAGCAGGUGUGCGAGUUACUGCUGAGGAAAGGGGCCAGUGUGAAUGAGACCAGUAAAGACUCCCUCACGCCUUUGCAUCUGGCGUCUGAGGAAUCCCACAAUGACAUAAUCGAGGUGUUGGUGAAACAUGAAGCAGAGGUCAAUGCCUUGGACAAGCUGGGCCAGACCGCCCUGCACCGCGCAGCCCACCGUGGCCACCUCCAGACCUGCCGUCUGCUCCUGAACUCCGGCUGCGACCCACUCAUCACCUCCCGGAUGGGCAGUGAGAGCUUCCAGGAGAGACUACAUGGACGUUUGUUCGGAAAAACCUACGUGGACCUUAGGUUACUAGAAGCAUCAAAGUCUGGAGAUUUGGAGAUUGUCAAGAAGUUAUGCACCAUGCAGAAUGUCAACUGCAGGGACGUCGAAGGCCGUCAGUCCACCCCGCUCCACUUUGCGGCGGGUUACAACCGCGUGUCGGUGGUGCGGUAUCUUCUCCUGCAUGGGGCGGACGUCCACGCCAAAGACAAAGGUGGCCUGGUCCCUCUACACAACGCCUGCUCGUACGGCCACUUUGAGGUGGCCGAGCUGCUGGUCAUCCACGGCGCUGUGGUCAACGUAGCGGACCUGUGGAAGUUCACACCGCUACACGAGGCAGCCGCCAAGGGCAAAUACGACAUCUGCAAACUGCUGCUGCAGCAUGGUGCGGACCCGAUCAAAAAGAACCGAGACGGGAACACCCCCCUGGACCUGGUGAAGGAUGGGGACAAGGACAUCCAGGACCUGCUGAGAGGAGAUGCUGCCCUGUUGGACGCAGCCAAGAAGGGCUGUCUGGCCCGGGUCAAGAAGCUCUGCAGCCCAGAUAAUGUCAACUGUAGGGACACAGGUGGACGCCACUCUACACCGCUACAUUUGGCGGCUGGCUACAACAACCUGGGGGUAGCGCAGUACCUGCUGGAGCAUGGAGCUGAGGUCAACUCCCAGGACAAGGGAGGGCUCAUCCCCCUGCACAACGCUGCCUCCUACGGGCAUGUAGAUGUGGCCGCUUUGCUCAUCCAGUACGACGCAUGUGUGAACGCCACUGAUAAGUGGGCCUUUACUCCACUGCAUGAGGCAGCGCAGAAAGGGAGGAGCCAACUGUGUGCCCUGCUAAUGGCCCACGGGGCCGACCCCGCCCUCCGCAACCAGGAAGGCCACUCUCCGCUGGACCUCGUCACGGCGGACAAUGUUCGUGCCUUGUUGACGUCAGCCAUGCAGCCAUCAGCCCUGCCUGGUUGCUAUAAACCUCAGGUCAUUAUUAUGAAAGCCCGUGUUGGGGUCCCCCCCAGCCGCUCAGCCAGCUCCACGCCCCGGUCCACUCUGGCCUCCUACCAGGACACCACCUUCACUGCCUUCCCUGAGCUACCUGCUCUCCUAGGCCCGUCUGGUGGAGCUGUGGGCCUAGACAAGGAGCGUGUGCACCUAAGUAUUGGCGAAUUCCUCAACAACCUGGGACUGGAGCAUCUACUUGAGAUCUUUGACAGAGAACAGAUAACUCUGGAUGUCCUGAUAGAAAUGGGACACAAAGAGCUGAAGGAGAUCGGCGUUACCGCCUACGGACACCGACACAAAAUUAUCAAAGGAGUGGAGAGACUUAUCAGCAGACCUCAACGUUUGAACCCAUACAUUUCAUUAAACAUAGCGAGCAGCGAGACCAUGCUGAUUGAUCUGGUGUCUGAGGACAAGGAAUUUCAGUCGGUGGAGGAGGAGUUGCAAAGUACAAUUCGAGAGCACAGAGAUGGAGGUCAUGCAGGAGGGUUUUUUAACCGAUAUAACAUUGUCAAGAUCCAGAAAGUGUACAACAAGAAGCUUUGGGAGAGGUACACCCAUCGAAGAGAGGAGGUCUCUGAGGAGAAUCACCUUCACUCCAACGAGCGAAUGUUGUUUCACGGUUCGCCGUUUGUCAGUGCUAUAAUCCACAAAGGUUUCGAUGAGAGGCACGCUUACAUUGGAGGCAUGUUUGGAGCCGGCAUCUACUUUGCUGAGAACUCGUCUAAAAGCAACCAGUAUGUCUAUGGGAUUGGUGGAGGAACAGGCUGUCCUCUGCACAAAGACCGGUCCUGCUACGUGUGCCAGAGGCACCUGCUGUACUGCAGGGUGACCCUGGGGAAGUCCUUCCUGCAGUUCAGUGCCAUGAAGAUGGCCCACUCCCCUCCAGGACACCACUCUGUCACAGGGAGGCCCAGUGUUAAUGGACUGGCUUUGGCAGAGUAUGUCAUCUACAGAGGGGAGCAGGCUUAUCCAGAGUAUUUGAUCACCUAUCAGAUCUUAAGGCCUGACGCUUCUGUGGAUGGAUAGAACAAAAGAGAGAAGAACGACUAGCGAAUUCGACCGAAGAUCCUCUGAGCAAGUUUCUUUUAUGUUUUGUGCAGCAACAGCUUUACUAAAUGCGUGCACAAACUAUUAUUUUAUAGUUGUUUUACUUUUCAUUUAAAGCACUUUAUUAACAGUGGGUGGAGUUGGACAUGAGCAUUUUUCUUUUAGUUGUACACUAGCUAGUUGUGGUGUACAACAAGUUAAAGUCUAACACUGUUUUCAAAAAUUAUGUUACGUUAAAGCAAAUUGCAAAAACUUUGAAGUACUUAUUUUAUGAAGACCUUGUAUAUGUUUUGUACUGGCAUGUUAAUUUAUUGACAUUUCUUUGACUCCUAUGCCCAAGUUAUUGUACAUUAAUAAAAUAAUUAUUUCAGCAGAACCAUGCUGACACAAUCUGUUGUCAGCCAAGUCAGGACUCAUCAUGAAACAUAUCAAAUCUUUUGGAGUAGGAAAUACAAAUGUGCAUUUCUUGUUUGUGAAGCCUAGUUGGCCACUCCCUGUUCUUCUGUUUACUUCCAUCUGGUGCCUAUUGCCUCAUGAACACAUCUGGCUUAUUUACCAGCCACUGGAUGCAGUUUAGAAUCUCUAACUGCGUUAAAUAAUUUGGUCUCCACAGUGACCAUCAAAACAUCUGGAUUAGUGUACUUUCAAUCUGUAACGGUGGCAUCAGCAAUUCACAAUACAAUUUUGUCACUGUCUGUAAAGGCCUUCCAUAUUGAUUCCUAAAUUGUCAUUAUCUCAAACCGUUCUACAGAGAAGUAUAAUGAACGUUUGUGUUGCUUUGAAAGUGGUUUGUUAAAUACUUCUCAAAGGUGAUGAAAGCGAUGCAAUGCAUAGAGAAACAACACAUGUAGCUAAUGUAUAUUUUCCUUUGCCUUGCAUGGUUUGGAUGCCCUAGUGUAAACCCUCCUGUCAGUCCAAAUAAUGUGUGAACUGAGAGUAAAAAGCUGUAGUUGUGUAGUUCUCACAGCAUUGGGUUUCUCUUAGUAUUCCUGUUUUGUUAACUCUCAUAACAGACCUGUACUUCAUUGUGUUAGCAGUGUUUGUUUAGUACUAUGUGGCUAAAUAUACAUUGCGUGUCAUGGCUGGACCUGGGGGGAAUCACUUCUACAACCAGCCACAUCAAAAUAAACGACAUAUUUGUGAAUCCCAGGUUAACAAUUUGUUGUUUGCCUUAUUCCUAAUAAUUUGUUGUGGCACUGAUCAAUAAUGCCCUCACCGCUGUAUCUGAUAUCUCCUUUUUUGGGGGGUAGAAAAAUAAAUCUUGUUAACUAAAUGUUU
Messenger RNA from Esox lucius (northern pike), 5341 nucleotides. Its product is annotated as poly [ADP-ribose] polymerase tankyrase-2. NCBI's taxonomy places the organism in Eukaryota, Metazoa, Chordata, Actinopteri, Esociformes, Esocidae. The transcript is spliced from 26 exons. Bases 500 to 4042 code for a protein of 1180 amino acids. Gene Ontology annotation, molecular function: NAD+ poly-ADP-ribosyltransferase activity; protein binding. The record is from RefSeq and is a predicted model, not a curated record.